Messenger RNA from Linnemannia hyalina, 3939 nucleotides. Lineage: Eukaryota; Fungi; Mortierellomycota; Mortierellomycetes; Mortierellales; Mortierellaceae. The record is from the annotation of a GenBank genome assembly.
AUGCCAUGCAUCUUGAAGAUCAGGGUCGUCGGCGCCAGGGAUCUGCCCGUCAUGGACAAGGCCUCCGACCUGACCGAUGCCUACGUCGAGGUGCGCUUCGCUGACUUUGAGGCCCAACGCACAACCGUCUGCCGCAAAACACUCAACCCCGUUUGGAACGAGGACUUUCGCUUCGAGGUCACCGAUGACGCUGAUCUCCAGAACGAACCCCUAGAGCUCAAGGUGCUCGACUACGACGCCAUCACUGCAAACGACUCUGUCGGCUCCGUCUUUAUCGACCUGAACCCACUCUUGCCCGUCAAUUCACCCUGGCAGAUUGCAGGAUGGUUCCCCAUUUACGAUACAAUUCGCGGUGUCCGUGGCGAGGUCAAUGUCCAGGUCAAACUUCAGUUUUUCGGCGACGUCAACCCGUUCAAGGAUUCUUCUGCGGGCAUCAUGUUCUUUUCCACCACCUCCUUGCCAGCAGGAUACCAGAUUGUCGCGAUGCACGGGUUCGUGGAUGCAAUCGUCAACGAGGAUGAUCCAGAGUAUCACUGGAGUGACAGUUUCCGAACACAACGCUCUUCCAACGAGGCACGCCAGCGGCUUCUCUUUCGACUUUCAGGGCAGCUUCGACGAUUAUUGGGCAAAGAGACACUCGACAUGGGAGGAAACGCCGUGCUGGGGUAUCAGCAAUGCUUCGACUUGGAGAACGAGGAGCAUGCCAUCACCGCUCGUGCUGUCGGAACUGCUGUCAAGAUUGCCGUGGUCUCCAACUCAUCGUCUCAGUACACUGACAAGCAGCAAGCACUCACUCUGAACGACCUUCAAACGGAAGAUAUUCUCACGUCUGUCCUGGACCCUGAGCAAGGAGAGAGUCCCAUAUUAACCGGUGUACCGCCAACAGGAGCAACGGACACCAUGCCACCAACGCCAACAACCAGGAGGCGUGGUUCAUCCAUUUCGAGCAACAGUAGCAGCAGUACCGACUCUGCUCCUUCUAUUGCUAGCGGCGCCAAAAACAGCAUCAACAACUACAAAUAUCUGGAGCAGCAGAUUUUCACACUUCACGAGUUCCCUCCGGGGACUGUGUUUAACCUCGGAGGUAUCGUGAGCGCGCGAUCAGUCAAGCUAAUUGAAAACGACGAUGUUGAGACGCGCGACGCCUGGUGGAAUGAGCUGAGAGACGAGAUCAAGUCGCAUGCGCGCGUGGUUGGAUGUUCGCAUAUCAUUGGAUAUCAGGAAGUAGCCACUAUCAACGACGAGCUGAUCGUCCUUUCUGCAGUUGGGACAGCCGCGAACUUGGACAUGACCGCCUUCACACCUGGAUUCUUUGACUCGGGCAGAAACCUUUCACGGUCAGGAAGCAUUAGUCGAUCGUACGUCGACAAUGGCGCGGAUAAUCUCUCGACGUCUAUUGGAGGAGCCAAGGCCAGCUUCCAAAACUCACUCAAGGAGCAACAAUGGAUGGACAUGCUGGCCAAGCGCAAAAGUAAGCGAAAGCAACCCUCUGCCUGUAGGAUGUGCCAUAUUCCAUUUCAUCGGAAAUCGUCGCCGUUCCCGAUGAGUCUCAUCAAGUGUCAAAAGUGCAAGAGGAAGUAUGUUCCCGAGAUCCUGCUGAGCACUGUGGAGCCACCUGCGGAAUUGGGCGUAGUCGGCCAGAGCGCGUUCGUGGAGGCACAUGUUUGCCGCUCCAAGAAGAGAAAGGACGGUGAAUCGAACGCGACGAUUGUCAGUGACGCGAUUCCCUUUGUCGAGUACGACCUUCACCGACAACUCAUGUACAAACUCAAGAUCCAUGGACUGAACGCCAUCUUUGGUCUCCGAUUCCAGCUCACGGUCGGAGACUCAUUGAUUGUCGCAGUCGCAUGCGGGACGGCCAUGUACCUCUCAGCACUACCAACACCACCGGCGCUUAGGAUUUCGAGGAACCUGGAUGUCAUUGACGAGGAGGACAAGAAAUUGCUGGAGAUGCAGCGCAAGAUCAUGGAUCUCUCGGAAGCCAAUAGACAGAACUUGGAGGCUGCUAAGCUGCGUGAGUCGGACGACGGAGAUCCAACCCCAUUACCACCCGUACCGGACGGGAACAAUUCGGCUCAGCAGGACGACGACAGCUCUGGAUCUAGCUCGGACUCGGAGGACGAGGCGGAAAAGGACAACUACCAGACUAACGUUGUCAUCCAGAUCGACGACGACGCAGACGAGGACUUGAUGGCUGUGUUGCUGGACCCGGUCUUUACGGAUGGGUUUCUCCUUUGCAGCACCGAGACACUUCCUAACCAUCCAUACUUUGUCAGCACCAACCCUAUGAUACCCGACAAUGCCCAUUUAAUUACCACCAUCAAACAGGGACAUAUCAACAUGAUUUCUCACCACCCCAACCGGCAACUGGCAGCUCUUUUCCGCUCGAUCUAUGAAGAUCUUCGUUUCCGACUGUCAUACUUUACGGACUGUGUUCUGGCUGGCAUCACCUACAAUAUUCAGCUGCCGAGGGCGAACGAGGUCCAGAUCCAGUUGACGGCCGUUGCACUUGGACAACAACGGCAAGUGGAUACAUUGGAGCCCCUAGGUGUACCGAUCACACUCUCGCCCUGGAGGUCUGUCCCUGGAUCGGCGGCUCUUUCAACCAGUCACUCCCGCUCCGAGUCUGAAAGCGGAAGCUUCCCAUCUAGGUCUUCAUCGGACCCAAGACGACUCGUGGCUACAGGAGAGGACUCGCCGAUGGUGUUCCAAAUGGACGAAUGUCAGAUCUCGGAUUCGCCCCAGAACCAGACACCUUCAUCGAGUCGAUUGGCAACGCCUAUUGGAACGAUGAUGGAUAUCAACGCCGGUUCGACAGCAGCUCUGCCUCCCCGCAUUGUCCCACAGACGUCGGGUGAGACGGUUACUGGAUCGACCGCUGCUACGGCGCCGAAUACGCCUGUUCGGGAACGGUACAGUCGUUUGGGAAUGGACAGUGAACCGAGCACGCCUCUUGACGGUCCAGUGAAUCGCCAGCUGGGAUAUCGAACCCAGGACGGAAGGGGACAGCUCUCGACAGCGACGAAUGUAUCCAAUCUGGCGCCAACUCCCAACUCGAACAACAACCGACCAGGGUCUUCUAACGGCAGUUUCAACAACGAGAAUGUUUUGACAACAGGCGCCAUGCGGCCUGGGUUGGGGUACCCUCGCCAUACGCGUCAACAAUCUGUUUCGUCCAUCAUGAGCCGACAGGGUCAGUUGGAUGAGUCGGCCAGCAGGAUUGCACUGCUGCCCAUGAUGCCGGCCGACCGACCGUUCAUCGAGAUGACGCCGCUUUCGUUUAUCCCGGGACGGACGCCGACGCGGUACCUGGGCAAGCUGUCGCUGCAUUUCGUCAAGGAAACGCAUAUCUUGCAUGAUACGACGGUGUCGAGUGGGAUGGGCGGGUUUGUGCAUGUGUUUUUGAUGGAGAUCCAAGCCGUGGCAAGGUCUCAUGUUGCAGCGCUGGGUGGAGAUGCGAUUGUAGGUCUGCGGGUCGAUGAGAGCUUUUUCCAGGAGAGUGUCAAGAACCAAGGUUACGCGUUGAUUUCGAUUAGUGGCGAUGUUGUUGGCUGUGCGCUCACAGACCAGGACUCUUCCUCUUCAUCCUCUGACGAUGAAGAUGACGAGGACUCGGAGGAUGAAGGGCGGCAGCAAGGGCAGGGACAAACUAGAGGACAGACUGAUAAUGAGAGCGUGUCGAGUAGGAGGCGCGGAGGACCUUUUGAGAACCAAGAAGGUGAUACGCCAUUGAUUGUUGGGUGGCAGAAUAACCAGAGUAUGGAAAGCGUCCAGAUGCCCGCUGCUGCACUCCCUCUUUCCUCUGACGCCACAGCUACUGCUGCUGAACAGACGACAUCUUUGCCUAUGCCCACUACUCCUGUCACCCCUGUUACUCCUAACACCCCUAUGACUCCUUCCACGCCUACCACGCCUAAUCCUCCCGUCGAGGCCUCGUAG